Messenger RNA from Leptonychotes weddellii (Weddell seal), 2218 nucleotides. The record is from RefSeq and is a predicted model, not a curated record. NCBI's taxonomy places the organism in Eukaryota, Metazoa, Chordata, Mammalia, Carnivora, Phocidae.
CGGAGCUGUUAGAUCUCAGCCUUGUCAAGGAUGCCAGAUGUGGGAAGCAUGCCAAAGCUCCCAAGAAUACUUCCCACAUAGGAUAUUAUCAUCUAUAGUUACCAGGUUUUAUUCUUUGCUUUCUGUCUGCCUCCCAAAGAAGGACCCCAAAUUACGUGAACUUUUGGAUGUGGGGAACAUCGGGCGCCUGGAGCAUCGCAUGAUAACAGUGGUAUAUGGGCCUGACUUGGUUAACAUCUCCCAUUUGAAUCUCGUGGCUUUCCAAGAAGAAGUGGCCAAGGAAUGGACAAAUGAGGUUUUCAGUUUGGCAACAAACCUGCUGGCCCAAAACAUGUCAAGAGACGCAUUUCUGGAAAAAGCCUAUACUAAGCUUAAGCUGCAAGUCACUCCAGAAGGGCGCAUUCCUCUCAAAAACAUAUACCGCUUGUUCUCAGCAGACCGGAAGCGAGUCGAAACUGCUUUAGAGGCUUGUAGUCUUCCAUCUUCAAGGAACGAUUCAAUACCUCAAGAAGAUUUCACUCCAGAAGUGUACAGAGUUUUCCUGAACAACCUUUGCCCUCGACCUGAAAUUGAUAACAUCUUUUCCGAAUUUGGUGCCAAAAGCAAACCAUACCUUACCGUCGAUCAGAUGAUGGACUUUAUCAACCUUAAGCAGCGAGAUCCCCGGCUAAAUGAAAUCCUUUACCCACCUUUAAAACAAGAACAAGUCCAAGUAUUGAUUGAGAAGUAUGAACCCAACAGUAGCCUCGCCAAAAAAGGACAGAUAUCAGUGGAUGGCUUUAUGCGCUAUCUGAGUGGAGAAGAAAAUGGAGUCGUUUCGCCUGAGAAACUGGAUUUGAAUGAAGAUAUGUCUCAGCCCCUUUCUCACUAUUUCAUCAAUUCCUCACACAACACCUACCUCACAGCUGGCCAGUUGGCUGGAAACUCCUCUGUCGAGAUGUAUCGCCAAGUGCUCCUGUCUGGUUGUCGCUGUGUGGAGUUGGACUGCUGGAAGGGACGGACUGCUGAAGAGGAACCAGUCAUCACCCAUGGGUUCACCAUGACAACUGAAAUAUCCUUCAAGGAAGUGAUAGAAGCAAUUGCUGAGUGUGCAUUUAAGACGUCACCUUUUCCAAUUCUGCUUUCAUUUGAGAACCACGUAGAUUCCCCAAAGCAGCAAGCCAAGAUGGCGGAGUAUUGCCGACUGAUCUUUGGAGAUGCUCUUCUCAUGGAACCACUGGAAAAAUACCCACUGGAAUCUGGAGUUCCUCUUCCAAGCCCUAUGGACUUAAUGUACAAAAUUUUGGUGAAAAAUAAGAAGAAAUCGCACAAGUCGUCGGAAGGAAGUGGCAAAAAGAAGCUCUCCGAACAAGCUUCCAACACGUACAGCGACUCUUCCAGCGUGUUCGAGUCCUCAUCUCCAGGAGCUGGGGAAGCUGAUACCGAGAGUGACGACGACGAUGAUGAUGAUGACUGUAAAAAAUCUUCAAUGGAUGAGGUAGGUAUCUCAGACCUGGCUAUGCAAAUAAAUAUGGGGAUGUACGAAUACAAUGGGAAAAGUGGCUACAGAUUAAAGCCAGAGUUCAUGAGGAGACCUGACAAGCAUUUUGAUCCAUUCACCGAAGGCAUCGUGGAUGGGAUAGUAGCCAAUACUUUAUCUGUCAAGAUUAUAUCAGGUCAGUUUCUUUCUGAUAAGAAAGUUGGGACUUACGUGGAAGUGGAUAUGUUUGGUUUGCCUGUGGACACGAGGAGGAAGGCAUUUAAGACCAAAACAUCACAAGGAAAUGCUGUAAAUCCUGUCUGGGAAGAAGAGCCCAUUGUGUUCAAAAAGGUGGUUCUUCCUUCUCUGGCCUGUUUGAGGAUAGCAGUUUAUGAAGAAGGAGGUAAAUUCAUCGGUCACCGAAUCUUGCCAGUACAGGCAAUUCGGCCAGGCUAUCACUAUAUCUGUCUGAGGAAUGAGAGGAACCAGCCUCUGAUGCUCCCAGCUGUCUUUGUCUACAUAGAGGUGAAAGACUAUGUCCCAGAUACAUAUGCAGAUGUGAUUGAAGCUUUGUCAAAUCCAAUACGAUAUGUGAAUCUGAUGGAGCAAAGAGCUAAACAAUUGGCUGCAUUGACACUGGAAGAUGAAGAAGAAGUAAAGAAAGAGAUGAGGAAACUGAGUACCGGGAGAUUCGAUUUCUCAGCCAGUGUCACACAACCAGUAAGGAGCAGAGUCGGCGUUGAAAUUCAAGCCAUCUAG